UGGCACUUUCCGGCUAUGGACUUCGGUAGGACCUACUACGAAGGCACCACAGUCACAGCCACGGCACAGGACCGGACGUAUUGUUAUUUUACCACUUUAAAAUGUCCAACACAGGAAAAUAUGUUCGGGCCCCCGCUUAUGAAAGCGAGGAGGAGAGUAUAAACGAACUGGAAUGCGGCGAUGUUUUUAGCCCAGGGAGAUUUGUCCGAUUGAACCCAUCUAACGAGGACUUCGGUGACGUUGAUGCACAAGAAAAUGACCCCUAUGCAGAUUACUACAGGACUGUAGAUCCGGAUCAAGAAACUCGGGAACUGCGGCAAAAGGUGCAGGAACUGGAGAAGACUAUUGCUGAAUUGUCUGGGGCCAAGACAUCUGAUCCUGAACAUGAUCGAACAACAGCAACCGUUUCAUCUUGCGAUAUUAGUGCACCAAGCAUCAGAUGGGACAACAUGAAACCAUUUCCAAGUGGUGUGCCCGCCAAUAAAAUGUGGGAGACUUGGACCAAGUAUUUUGAAAAUUUUGAGAUUGCGGCAUCGUUGUCCAAUGCUCACGACCCGGUGAAGAGAUCACAACUCCUGUUUUUAUCGAUUGGUGACGAGCUUCAAGGUAUCAUCCGGGCAGCGAAAUUGCGACCUGUUACAAACGAGCCCGAUUGCUACGCGGUCUUCGUCAAGAACAUUGAGGAUUACUUGAAAGCGCUAACAGACACGUCGGCCGAGCAUGACAUGUUUUCUUCGAUGCAUCAAGAAAAAGGGGAAUCGGCAGUCAGCUUCCACUCCAGGUUGAUGGAGAAAGUUUGGCUUUGCGGAUACAGUCCAGCCGACCAGGAUCGUUUUGUUAGGACACAACUCUUAAAAGGAUUAAGGAAUCGUGAUCUCGCCAAGGCAGCCAGGACGUAUGGGCAUGACACGAAUUUUAUAGUUCAGUCGGCAGCGCGGGAUGAAGCUUUGCUUCCCGAGUCUUCAUCGGUUAACGCAGAUGAUAAAACGUCCAUCAUGGCGGUAGCUCAAAGGUUUUACCGAUGCCUCACCCAACGCCCUUGGAGCAGUGUUAGUACAAGAAGAAGAUGGUCGAGCUUCUCGGAUAAUUAGUUUUGCGUCAAAGGCUUUAACGACAACCGAGAAAAAGUACGCACAAAAUCAGCGGGAAGCUUUGGCGGCUGUAUGGGCGGUCGAGCACUUCGCUUACUUCUUGUUAGGUAGGCAUUUUACCUUGCGGACUGAUGCAAAGGGCAUCACGUUUAUACUUAAUCGGUCCCGAGAAACGGCGAAGCGGGCUUUAACAAGAGCUGAUGGCUGGGCGUUAAGGCUAAGCCCAUACAGCUAUGACGUGGAGUUCAUUCGGGGUUGCGAAAAUAUUGCGGAUCCAUCUUCUCGACUGUAUACUGGUAAUGAUGACGCUUUCAACGAAGAAAAUAGCCCAUGGGAAAUCGCACAUCUCGAGGCGAAUGCUGUGCAGUUUUUGACUGAUGCCGAAAUUAAGGAGCGAACUGCGUGUGAUAGUACUCUCCAGCGGGUGCUAGACUCCUUGGAGUCAGGAAUUUGGCCAAAAGACCUAAACAGAUUCAAUGCUGUUUCAACUGACCUGACUGCUAAAGAAGGUAUGCUUGUGAAAAAGGGAUGCGUAGUUGUUCCCGAAGACUUACGAGAAAAAACAUUAGCGAUAGCUCAUAGCGGGCAUCCAAUGACGGCAAAAUUGAAAAGCAUCUUACGCAAGAGUGUUUGGUGGCCUGGAAUAUCCGCGGAUGCUGAACGAUGGGUGGAAUCUUGCAUUCAUUGCGCUGCCAACGGAAAACCACAAAGUCAUACUCCCAUGCUCCGUGUGUUUGCUCCGUGUGUUUGCUCCGAAAACGGUAUGGGAAAUCAUAGCCAUGGAUUUUAACGGACCAUAUUUGAAGUUCGGAGGAAUAUACAUCUUGGUUAUAAUUGACUUGAGAUCUCGUUAUGCUAUAGCGCGACCAGUGAAGUCAACCGCAUUCGAAUUUACAAGAAAAAUUUUGGAUGAUUUGUUUGAAAGAGAAGGUUUCCCUAAUUCUAUCAAAACUGAUAACGGGCCCCCUUUUAACGGCGAACAAUAUGGGCAAUAUUGUACAGAUCGUGGUAUCAACACUAUUUUUUCUGCACCAUUCUUUCCUCAACAAAACGGGUUGGUGGAAAGCUUUAUGAAGAUGGUAAACAAAGCAAUGUCUACAGCUGUUUCAAGUGGUAAUAGCUACACUGAAGAACUCCAAAAUGCUGUCCAAGCAUACAAUGCCGGGACUCACUCCGUGAUUAAAGUUUCUCCGGAAGAAGUGAUGAUGGGCCGUAGAAUUAAGCGUGGAUUGCCUUUGCUUGAGCGUGGAAAGGCUGAUCACAACGAUCAUCUAUUAGAUAAAAGGGACCGUGAAACAAAAUUGAAAAGCAAAGCUCUCGAAGAUGCGCGGCGUGGUGCAAA
Molecule: messenger RNA, 2433 nt
Organism: Uranotaenia lowii
Lineage: Eukaryota; Metazoa; Arthropoda; Insecta; Diptera; Culicidae
Exons: 4
Coding region: 102-1091 (329 amino acids)
Source: RefSeq, a predicted model, not a curated record